Messenger RNA from Oryza brachyantha (malo sina), 692 nucleotides. RefSeq names its product Bowman-Birk type bran trypsin inhibitor-like. Bases 32 to 556 code for a protein of 174 amino acids. NCBI's taxonomy places the organism in Eukaryota, Viridiplantae, Streptophyta, Magnoliopsida, Poales, Poaceae. Gene Ontology annotation, cellular component: extracellular region. The transcript has a single exon. Gene Ontology annotation, molecular function: serine-type endopeptidase inhibitor activity. The record is from RefSeq and is a predicted model, not a curated record.
CAUACCAUCGCCUACUUGAGUUGGGACGAAGAUGAAGGUCGCCAUGGCUACUUCCAUGAUCUUCUUCUUCCUCCUCGCCGGCGCCGCCGGCGAAGCCAGCAGCGACGACAUACGCCUCUCCGGCGACGGAGGAGCGGCGGAGCAGCAAGCCAGGCCGUGGAAGUGCUGCGACAACAUCGAGAAGCUGCCGGAGAAGAUCUUCCCACCGCGGUGGCGGUGCAACGACGAGCUGGAGGCCAGCCAGUGCGUGGACGCCUGCGCGGUGUGCCGGGAGGCGCCGGGGCCUUUCCCGGGGCCGCUCAUCUGCGACGACGUGUACUGGGGCGUCGACCCGGGCCCCCUCUGCACGGAGCGGCCGUGGGGGAGCUGCUGCGACAGGGCCUUCUGCACCAAGACGAACCCCCCGACCUGCCGCUGCGCCGACGAGGUCGCCUCGUGCGCCGCCGCCUGCAAGGACUGCCAGCCGGUGGAGUCGUCGGAGCCGCCUCGCUACGUGUGCCAGGACCAGUUCACCGGCCAGCCCGGGCCCAGCUGCACGCCCGACGCGUACAACUAGCUAAUUGGUUGACCCUAUAGCUACGUAUAUGAUCGAUCUCGAUAUAUCUGUACUUCAAUAUAUAUGAUCUAGCUAGUGAUCGAUCGAUCGACCAAGAGGAAAAUAAAUGAAUACGCAAGCAUGCAUCAUGUGUGUA